GAAGAACGGCUACGCUUCAUUCGUCUCGCCUUGAAAGAAGCCCGGAAAUGCACACCGACGAAGACCGCCUUUUGCGUUGGAUGCAUCAUCACAAUUCGCUACCCUCCAGAAGCUGAUGCUUCUACCAUACUAUCGACGGGCUACUCUAGGGAGCUACCAGGAAAUACACACGCUGAGGCGAAUGCGUUAGCGAAAGCGCGUGCAAUGACGUCCGACGCAAUCCAGUCCUUGUUUCCGACGCAUCCGUCCCUAACUGUGGACGAACUUCUGGCCGGCGCUGACGUGUAUACCACGCUGGAACCAUGCUCUGUCCGGACGUCAGGUCUGGCUCCCUGUGCUGACGCUCUUAUCGCGGCGAACAUUCGACGCUGCAUCAUUGGGGUUGGCGAGCCAGAGGAUUUCGUCGUUUGUGAGGGCGCGAGGAAGCUCAGAGACGCUGGUAUCGAGGUUGUCUGGCUGAAAGGCCUGGAAGAAGAGUGCUUGAAGGAGGCUCGACGAGGACACUGA
Molecule: messenger RNA, 507 nt
Organism: Punctularia strigosozonata HHB-11173 SS5
Lineage: Eukaryota; Fungi; Basidiomycota; Agaricomycetes; Corticiales; Punctulariaceae
Product: diaminohydroxyphosphoribosylamino-pyrimidine deaminase
Exons: 1
Molecular function (GO): diaminohydroxyphosphoribosylaminopyrimidine deaminase activity
Source: RefSeq, a predicted model, not a curated record